Molecule: messenger RNA, 1485 nt
Organism: Gaeumannomyces tritici R3-111a-1
Lineage: Eukaryota; Fungi; Ascomycota; Sordariomycetes; Magnaporthales; Magnaporthaceae
Exons: 2
Coding region: 657-965 (102 amino acids)
Source: RefSeq, a predicted model, not a curated record
AGAAGGCAGGGGCUGUCCUAUUCCCAACUGCUCGAUAAUGGGUUGCAGCAUUCAUCCAGGACCUGUCCUGUCGUCGACUGGCGUAGCCAGCUCAAAAGGCAGGUAUCAAACAGGAAUCACUGGUCAUCAUCAGAUGGUACCACGGCUGAGGCAGAGCGUCUGCUGCCUGUCACGCCAAACCCCUGACGGCGGCCUCCACUGCCCAAGUCGAGGCUGCACUAGCAUGAAGGGCUGAAGCAAGUCUUAGACCAAGCCGCGCUCGCUGCCCCUUGACCCCAUUUCGCAUCACCCCCCUGGCUUACCGGGUUCUAUUUUUUGCCUUUUCUAUUUUCUUCUGCCAGACCCCCAAUCUCCCGUCCUUCCCGCGUUCCCUGCCCGGUACGACCCCAUCAAAACCACAACUACCCUCCAAAUCACCUGCCAGCCGACCUGUGCCCUUCGUUUUGCCCAGAUCCAAUCCCGCCUACCUCUGUCGCUCCCUCGCGCUCCCAAGAUUCCGCCUCCCGUUUAACUUGCCGUUGUCCUCCACCCAACCAUAUCUCAUUGGGUCUUGGUUCUGUGCCGCUCGCCAAAUCCUGCAAGGCAGGGGAAGAAGCCGACGACGCAGAGCCGCUACAACAUAAAAUACCAGCCCGACCAACACAACCAUCGUCGCCAUGGCCUGGGGGAAAUCGAAGUCGGCGGCCCCUCCGUCCACCUUUAGCCAGCUCCUUCCUCUCGUCAUCUUCUUCGCCAUCGUCGGCGGCCUGGGCUGGGUCGGGUACCAGAUCUACCUGACGUCCAACCAGAUCCAGAAGCAGGCGAGCGACCGCAUGAACAAGAAGAACGUGGUCUUCACAAAGGACGGUAUGCGCGUCGGCGUCAAGCACGUCGACGACGAGAGAUACGUCGACGCCACGCAGAAGUGGGUCGUCAAGGCCUGGGACCACGCGGCCGACUCCAAGAAGCCGAGCAAGAGGAAGUGAGACAGGAUCAGGGAUAGAUUCAGGGCGUUGCGAGAGCGCGUACGCGACAUACGAUUCAAGAGAGCGCAAGAGAAGGCAUACAACAAAACCCGCACCGGCAACAACUCUCCCGCAUCCGCCAUCUAAUCCCUGGACGACCAUGGUACACACGCGACACGAGCUGUCUUACGAAUACCGCGGAAUCAGGGCUCGCCAUUGAGUUUACGACUUUUUCCAUUUCACGAUACCCAUGCUUGCUUGGCCAGUUUCCCGUUUCCUUUUUUAAGCCUCGUUUGGCUUUUGCCCCGAUGGGCUUUGCUUGCCAUUUGGCACUGGACAUUAUGAUUUCUGUUUUCUUAGAUGGUAGAUAUAAUAAGAAACAUUGUCAUGCAGAAGCAUAGACUAGCGUUGUCUUGGUGGGUGGACAUGUAUGUACUCGAGGAGAAUCAGGGACUGAGUAGAGGAGAAUCAGGGACUGAGUAAAGGAUAAUAACGAGCUUUAAAUAUUUAAAUACGCUGCAGCUAUUUUCAUCUGAGUGAA